ACCACGCGCCCGGCGGCCGCUGGGUCAAGGCGGAAGUGUUUAGCGAUGGAGAGCCCCGGCCCCGGCCGCUUGGUGCUGCAGUUUGCUCCUUUCAGCAGCGCUUUGGACGCCGGUUUCUGGCAUGAGCUCACUCAGAGGAAACUGAACGAUUACAGACUGGACGAGAGUCCCCGGAACAUCAGGGGCUAUUACUAUAACGGUGACCCUGCUGGACUGCCAACUCGACUAACUUUGGAGUUCAGUGCAUUUGAUGUGAACGCUGUGACCCCACCUCGGUGUUGCCCUGCUUUCGGCACUCUGUAUAAUACCAACACCUUCCAGUCAUUUAAAUCCACUGAUAAAAAGGCUUUGCUGGAGCAAGUGGGAAAGGAGAUUUGGGAUGCAAUAAAAUCUGGCAGAGCAAUUGAAGAUCCUUCUUUGUUGAACACGUUUCUUUUGUUGACUUUUGCAGAUUUAAAAAAGUAUCAUUUCUACUACUGGUUCGCAUUUCCAGCAUUGUGCUUCACUGAGGGGAUAACCAUAUCGCAGCAACCGGCCAGCUUGGCGGAAAAGUUCUCCACCUGUCAGAUCCAGGCAUUGCAAGAUGCUUAUGAUGAACUUUGUCAAAAGGAGGAAGUUACAGCGGUUCCCUAUUUUCUGGUCAAGUACACGGAAGAUUCUGUUUCGUUGGCCUCUUUGAGAAACUGGAAUGAAUUUUUCAAAGGUCAGACCAAGGUUACAAUUGGUGUCUAUGAUCCUUGUACAUUAACCCAGUAUCCAGGAUGGCCUUUGAGAAACUUCCUGAUGCUUGUAGCCUACAACUGGGGCAGCUUUCUGGACACACUUGAAGUUCUCUGUUUCAGAGACCGAACUAUGCAAGGAGUCAGGGACACCCAGCACAGCAUCAUCUUUGAAGUAAAACUUCCACAGACAGCAUCAGUAACAGAUUGUCCGAAAUGUGUUGGUUGGGAGAAAAAUCAGAAAGGAAGCCUGGGUCCGAGGAUGGUUAAUCUUAGUGAAUGUAUGGAUCCAAAGAGACUGGCUGAAUCAUCAGUUGAUCUCAAUCUUAAAUUAAUGCGUUGGCGUCUGGUCCCAACCCUUGGUCUGGAAAAUGUUAUGGCUACUCGGUGCUUGCUGCUUGGAGCUGGUACACUGGGCUGCAAUGUAGCACGGACUCUAAUGGGCUGGGGUGUAAGGCAGAUCACUUUUGUAGACAAUGCAAAAGUGUCCUAUUCUAACCCAGUGCGGCAGUCGUUGUAUGAGUUUGAAGAUUGCUUUGAUGGUGGGAAACCUAAAGCAUUGGCUGCUGUAGAGAAACUCGAAAAAAUCUUCCCAGGCGUGAAAGUGGAAGGUUUUAACCUAAGCAUACCGAUGCCAGGUCACCCGGUGAAUUUUUCUGCAGUGACGAUGCAACAGGCUCAGAAAGAUGUUGAACAGCUGGAGAAACUCAUUUGCUCACAUGAUGUCAUUUUCCUGCUAAUGGACACACGGGAAAGUCGCUGGCUUCCCACAGUCAUUGCAGCCAGUCAACGAAAGUUAGUUAUUAAUGCAGCAUUGGGUUUUGAUACUUUUGUCGUGAUGAGACAUGGCUUGAAAAGGCCAAAGCAGGAAUCCGGCGAACCAGCUCUCGUUGCUGCUACCGUCAGUUCUUCCUUGGCAGGCUCGUCACUCUUUUCAAACAUUCCUGGCCACAAAUUAGGCUGCUACUUCUGUAAUGACGUCGUUGCACCGGGAGAUUCAACCAGAGACCGUACUCUAGACCAGCAGUGCACUGUGAGUCGGCCUGGCCUGGCCAUGAUCGCUGGGGCGCUUGCCGUGGAAUUAAUGGUUUCUAUACUGCAACAUGUUGAAGGUGGGUAUGCAGUCGCCAGCAGCAGUGAUGACCGGCUCAAUGAGCCUCCAACAUCUCUAGGACUUGUCCCUCAUCAGAUCCGUGGCUUUUUGUCAAGAUUUGACAAUGUCCUUCCAGCAAGUUUAGCAUUUGACAAGUGCACAGCAUGCUCACCAGUGGUCCUUGAUCACUUUGAAAAAGAAGGUUUCCAGUUCCUUGCUAAUGUGUUCAACUCUUCUCAUUCUUUCCUGGAAGAUCUUACGGGACUGACCCUUCUCCAUCAAGAGACACAAGCUGCUGAGAUAUGGGAUAUGAGUGAUGACGAAAGUUUCUGAGGAACAGUCUGUAACCUGAAAGGAAACUGCAAAUUGAAGAACAAAUCCAAGACCUGUUUCCAGCUUUUCAGAAUCUUGAAGUGCAAUAACAGCUGCCCUGUGCAGGUCAUGGAUUCUUUGUGAUGAUGGCAUUCAGCUUAAUUAAGAAGCAAGUUAUCUCCCAAUGUCAUUUUGGAAUCAAAAACAUGCGAAUGUUCCUGGCCCUUUCAUCCAGAUCACAAAUCUGGAGAUUAUGAUGUUAGCAUUAGUGAUAACAGCAAUAAUCUAAAUCUUUCUAAACCGAAAACUGUUCCAUGUAUUUGAGUUCUGUGUAUAUAAAUACAGGUCUGUCUGAGUAAGAAUGUUUCAUUUAAAACGAGUUGCUCUAACACAAAUAUUUUGUUAAAGUUGUUUCUUACUUUUUCUUAAAAUUAAGGUUCCACUAUCUCCAACCAUUUUUGACUGUAGCUUCCCAGUUUUUUUUAAAUCAUUUUCAGUACAGACAAAUAGUUUAUGUCAUGAAUUUUAAUUAGAUAUGAAAUUUAUCAUUUCAGCUACCAACUCCACUUCCAUUUAAAAUGUUCUUUUGUAUCGAACUGAUGUUUGUUUCCUGUCAACGCGUUUGUUAUAUGCCUGAAGCAUCUGUAUUGUGUACAUGCCGGUGUAAUCUGCAUGCAACACUUGCUAUCUUUUACACAAUUAAAAAUAAU
Molecule: messenger RNA, 2834 nt
Organism: Hemiscyllium ocellatum (epaulette shark)
Lineage: Eukaryota; Metazoa; Chordata; Chondrichthyes; Orectolobiformes; Hemiscylliidae
Gene: atg7
Product: ATG7 autophagy related 7 homolog (S. cerevisiae)
Exons: 18
Coding region: 46-2145 (699 amino acids)
Biological process (GO): autophagosome assembly; protein modification by small protein conjugation; autophagy of mitochondrion
Cellular component (GO): phagophore assembly site; cytoplasm
Molecular function (GO): Atg12 activating enzyme activity; Atg8 activating enzyme activity
Source: RefSeq, a predicted model, not a curated record